CAAUUAUCACCCUGGAUUCCUUAACAAAAAUACACAACUUGACUUGUUAAAGAAGUUGCAACCUCCAUUUUUAGGUAGGGCCCACUUUGGUCAGUGAUAACUGUCAAUCUUUGUCUUAACUCCCAAAUAAACAUCCCCUCAUCUCCAUUUGCUCAACAAUCAAGAACACUCCUAUAAGAUUCCCUUUCAAUUUUUACAGUAAACAUUGGAGUAUUUACUUAAUUACUACUUCUUUUAAUGCUUUUGGGUUUAACUAGUCCAAACAACUUGACCAUUUCUUAGAAUUUGAUAAUAUAAUCAUUAGAAAUCAUAAACUAUUGCAUCAAACUUAAACCCCAUUAACCAAAAUCUUACCUUUUGGAAGAUUAACAAGGUUUAAUCAAAUGGGUACAUCCCAAAAUCAAGGAAGGAUUGAAGGGUUUUUGUUUGUGAUUAGUUCAAAUCGUUUUGGUUUGCAAUACUCUCGCAAGCGGUUUUUUGUUCUUGAGGAUCACCAUUUCAAAUGCUUCAAAUCUAUACCUAAUUCCCAAAAUGAGUAUCCUCUUAAAAGUACUAUCGUAGAUUCCUGCAUUCGGGUUGCUGAUAAUGGCAGAGAGAGUAUUAACAGGAAAGUAUUCUUCAUUUGUACAUUGUAUAACGUUUCUGAUCACAAUGAUAAGCUAAAGUUGGGCGCAAGCAGUCCUGAUGAAGCAGCCAGAUGGAUCCACUCGUUCCAGGAAGCAAUAUCAAAGGCAUGUCCCAGUGGCAGCAUUGGUGGUUUGGGUUGUUAUAAUAAUGCAUGGCAGUCUUUCAGAUUGAGUAGUUCUAAGAGGGUACAUCAUUCCAGUUCAAGAGAUUGGACUACAGGGUGUUCAAAUCAAAGGGAUCAUAUGACAAAUGACGUUGUUGCGCCUCCAUCAUGGACAAUAUUUGGUUGUCAGAAUGGAUUACGACUCUUCAAAGAAGCCAAAGGCGGGAAUAUUCACAGAAAGCUAUGGGAUGAUCAUCCAGCAAUUAUGGCCAUUGGUGUUGUUGAUGGAACAUCAGAGAACAUAUUUCGAGCCGUCAUGUCCCUUGGUCCCUCAAGAUCACAAUGGGACUACUCUUACUAUAAAGGGAAUGUUAUUGAAAACCUCGAUGGCCAUACUGAUAUCAUUCACAUGCAGCUAAGUGCAUAUUGGCUACCGAGGGGAAUUAAACCAAGAGAUCUCUUAUUGAGGCGUUACUGGAGAAGGGACGAUGAUGGAACAUACGUGAUCCUUUUUCAUUCGGUAUUUCACAAGAAAUGCCCCCCACAGAAACGCUUUGUUCGUGCAUGCCUUAAAAGUGGAGGAUAUGUAAUAACUCCUCUCAACAACGGGAAGCAGUCUGUUGUGAAGCAUAUGCUUGCCAUUGACUGGAAAAUGUGGGCUGCUUACUUACUGCCCUCUCUAGCAAGAUCUACAACGAUUUGUAUGCUUGGAAGAAUUUCCGCUUUAAGGGAAUUUUUCAAAACAAAGGUGGGUGAUCGCGUCUCGAGUACUUUUUCCGGAGGUUUGACUUUUUGCCAUGGAGCACAGAAUGAGGAUAAGACUGAAACUCUUGCUCAUGAGAGUGAAGACGAAAAACUUGAUGAGAAAGAGAUGAACGAAACAACUGAACACAGUAGCCUAGUUGAACUCAGUGAUGUCAAUGAUGAAUUCUUUGAUGUUCCGGAAGGAUCAGAUUUCGAUACGCAAAAUCACGAUUGGGCUUCUGAUUCUGAUCCAGAGACACAUUCUCAGGACGCACGACCAAAGCUAUCCACUACUGCUGUAUUUGUGAAAAAGUUGCAUGAGUUAACAGUACAUAAGAAGGGCUAUGUCGAUUUGGUAGAGAUGACUACAAAAGAUGGAGCUUCUUGCUGCUACGGUACUACACUUGUAAGAGAUCCCACAUGUACCAUUGCUUCUAGUUGGACAACGACAGAUCCUUCAACGUUUUUGAUUCGUGGAAAGACUUUUUUAAGGGACAAUCAAAAGAUCAAGGCAAAUCGUACGCUGAUGAAAAUGGUUGCUGUUGACUGGCUAACAUCUGAUAGACGAGCAGAUGAUCUUGGGGGUCGUCCUGGGGGCGUUGUGCAGAAUUUUGCAGCAAAUGGAGGAUCUGAAUUCUUUUUUAUAGUGAAUAUACAGGUUCCUGGAUCAAAAACGUACAAUCUUGUACUGUACUAUAUGAUAAAUAAACUGGAAGAUGCACCUCUGCUACAGAGUUUUGUUGACCGUGAUGAUGCUUACCGUAACUCAAGGUUCAAACUUAUUCCAUACAUAUCUAAGGGUCCAUGGAUAGUCAAACAGAGUGUCGGGAAAAAAGCAUGCCUAGUCGGGCAAGCUCUUGAAAUUAAUUAUUUUAAAGGGAGUAAUUAUAUAGAGCUCGGGAUUGAUAUUGGCUCAUCGACAGUGGCACGGGGAGUAGUCAGUCUUGUUCUUGGCUACCUUAGCAACUUGGUUAUCGAAAUGGCAUUCUUGAUUCAGGCAAAUACAGAUGAAGAACUCCCUGAACAACUUCUUGGAACCUGCCGCCUCAAUCAUCUAGAUGCUUCCAAAGCGAUUCCAUUGACGUCAUAGAAACAUCUUUCUUUUACUCCUUUUGUCCCCUUGAAUCUGUUUGAUUACGCUGAUCGGUGUAAAACAAUUUAGAAUGUAGUGUAGCAAAUUCAAGAGGACAGAAGAAGUGCAAUUCUUUUUGAAGGGAAUUAUUAUCUCGGGGUCGAAUCGUCAAGUAGAGAGACCACAAGUAACAUACAUCCAUUAUUAUACAAUGUACAAAAUGUAAGUUGUACGGAUAUGGUCUGUCCGCUAUCUCUCCUUCAUAGACGCUGACUUCGUGUACAAAAUGUAAUGUACAAGAAGUGCAUAUUACAUAAUAGCAUGAUUUUCAGUUUAUAUUGGAGUCUUCUGUCUUCAAUUCUUUGUUUCCUCAUGAGGGGUUGGGAGAGGAUAAGGGUGAUGACUAUUUAGUGCAUUGUUAUGUACUUUUGAAACACUCGGUAUAUUGCGUGAAAUAUGGUCUUGGUAGUUAUUAGCUGUUUAUAUAGUUUUAGUUGUACUUAACUUUUUAACAUUUGUUAUAUAAUUAUAGUUGUUAAAUAUUUAACUUUUUAAUUAGUUAUGUAAAUUAUGAAUAUAUGAUAAAAAUAGUCAUCUUAGCUAUUGAAAUAAAAAAAAUAUCGAGAAA
This is a messenger RNA of Amaranthus tricolor (Joseph's coat), 3174 nucleotides long. Its product is annotated as protein ENHANCED DISEASE RESISTANCE 2-like. Lineage: Eukaryota; Viridiplantae; Streptophyta; Magnoliopsida; Caryophyllales; Amaranthaceae. Bases 384 to 2564 code for a protein of 726 amino acids. The record is from RefSeq and is a predicted model, not a curated record. The transcript has 21 exons. Gene Ontology annotation, molecular function: lipid binding.